AUGGAUUGGCGGCCUUUCGUAAGAAUAACCCCUUUGCAGUUCAAAGGAGGUUUUGAUCCAAAUGGUGCUCAGUUGUGGAUUGAGGAGCUUAAAAAGAUUUUUGCUGUUAUGGAAUGCCUUGAGGCAAGUAAGCAAAUAGAAGCUGAAGGCAGGGAGAUUAAUUGGGAAUCAUUUAAACGUCGUUUUCUGGAGAAAUACUUUCCAGAAGAUUUAAGGAGGAAAAAGGUUGAAUUUCUGAACUUGAAGCAAGAAAGUAUAACUAUAGGAGAGUAUGCUGGAAAGUUUAAUGAGCUAUCGAAGUUUUGCCCUUACUUUAACAAUACUAGAGAUGGUUGUUCUAGAUGCACUAAGUUUGAGAGCGGGUUACGUCCAAACAUUAAGCUUGCAAUUGGCUAUCAAGAAAUUAUUCAUUUUCCUACUCUGGUGAAUAGAUGUUGGAUUUAUGAGAAUGAUGCGAAGGCAAAACAGGCGCAGUGGAAGAGUUCCGGUCCACAGUGGAACCAUCCUAAUAGAAGAGGAGAUGCUCAAGGGAGAGGGAAACCCUAUCAAGUAUCACAGAGAUGUGGAAAGCCAAGUCAUUUCAUUUGUGAUUGCCCUGAGAUGAAACGAGAGAACAACAACCAGAACAAUCAAGCUGGUGGUAGCAAAAAUAAGAACAACCAUCAAGUUAGAAGACCGAGGACUCAAGGGAGAGUUUUUGCGAUGAAUGGGGAGGAGGCAUCUCAGUCUGACACCAUGAUACAGGGUAAAUGUUUCAUAAAUAGGAACACCUUCAAUGUAUUGUAUGAUUCAGGAGCUUCUCACUUUUUUAUUUCCGAAGUUUGUGUUAGACAGUUGAAUUUACAUGUUACUAUUUUGCCAUAUGAUUUGAUUGUUUCUACUCUUGGUAGUAAUUCUAUUAUUACUGCUAGGGUUUGUUUGAAUUGUCCCAUAAUAGUAGAAAAUAAAGACCUCUUUAUAAACUUGUUUUGUUUACCCCUUACUGACUUAAAAGUCAUUCUAGAACUAGAUUGGUUGUCUGUCAAUCGUGUUCUAUUAGACUGCCAUAACAAAACCAUAGCCUUUGCUAAUCCUGUUAAAUCAUCUCCUGAGAAUUUAAGAUUUCUAUCUGCCAACCAAGUCAAUGCUUCUUUGAAAGGAGGAGCUCAUAUGUGUAUGAUGUUACUUUCAUUGAAAAGGGAGAAGGAAUUUAUGAUAGAGAACUUGUCGAUUGUUUGUGAUUUUCUCGAAGUUUUUCCAGAGAUAUUCUUAGGUUACCUCCAAAAAGGGAAGUAA
This is a messenger RNA of Abrus precatorius (Indian licorice), 1275 nucleotides long. RefSeq lists its product as uncharacterized. The record is from RefSeq and is a predicted model, not a curated record. The transcript has 3 exons. Lineage: Eukaryota; Viridiplantae; Streptophyta; Magnoliopsida; Fabales; Fabaceae. Bases 1 to 1275 code for a protein of 424 amino acids.